GAUAUAUCUCUCCUUCUUCACUACUGCCAGCUCACUGUCAAUUCCUACCCCAGCCAGCACCAUGUCCGGAAACGAUCAAGAGCUCUCGGAAGCUGAGAAGAUGCGCUUGAAGCGGCUCGCUCGUCUGGGCGGCCCAGCACCAGCUGUGCCCCCACCUUCUGCAAGCUCAUCCGUUUCCCCCGCCAACCAGGUGCAAGGUGCGGGUGCUUCGUCGUCUGCAUCCCGCCUUCUCUCCUCUUCGAACUUGAAUGAGGGAGCGCCGCCUCGUAGUGCAUCACCGGCUUCCUCCCCACGUACACCCCCGCAGCCGCCCAGAGCACAACCCAAGCCCGCGCACCAAAGGCCCGCAAUUCCUGUCCCUAAGAAGUCCUCGCCUGCCAUCUCACGUACGGCCACUCCGUCGAGUCGCUUUACUGCACCUUCACCUGCGGCACUAUUGGCACCGUCGAUGCCAUACUCGCAGUGGGAGUCGCACACAGUUGCAAGCGUCUUCUCCGUUACACUGAAGAAAGCUACGGCCGAGAAGAGCGACUGGAAGCUUUGCUGGCUCAAGAGCUUGGCACAAGAGAUUGCUGAGGAAAGCCCAGGAGAUGCUAGCAAACUAACGGCGUCGCUUGAUGUUCGCGACAGGCUGCUGAUAGCGCGUCUGUCCUUGGACCCUAACGACAUGGCUACUUCUGAUGACCCAGACCAACUCCAAGUUUUAGCUGGCUUGCCUCAGAACGAGACCGUUUUCGAAUACCUCACCGGAUGCUGGAAACGUCUGUAUGCUGCCAACCGUGAGAUGUUGCGUUUCAGCUACAGUGCAGCGGAGAAGGCACAGUGGGCCUACGCCUUCGACGAGCUCAAGCGGUUGAUCAUCUCGUACGCGGGAAUGACUCUCGAGGACCCCAGCAUGUUCCCCCAACCCGCAGCCCGCCGUGAUGUGGGUCCCGCUGAGUUUCUUCCGCUGCUGCUAGGCGUAGGCGACAGCGAGGAUUCCAACCCCGGGGACCCGUACACGUCGUCUACUGCCGAGAGGCUCGUCAUCCAUCAAGGCGCCCUCCAGCCAAGCGAUCUCCUGCCUUUUCUCAAUGAUCUUGUUGCUGGAUUUCCAGACGGCAGCUUUGCCGACGUUAUCACGCCUACGCUGAGUCUGUUCUUCCAGAAAUGGUUUCAGAUUUCACCUCAGCCGGACCUCUUGGGCAAUGACUGGCGCAAGUAUAUAGGUGCCAUGAGCACCUUGGUACAGGUCAAGGGCAUUGCGGCGCUCCUCCCUUCAUUGCCUGUGUGGGUCGCUCCGAAUGUACAAGGCAGCACACUCGAGUGGAAGUCUUUGCUUGGCCCUCUUACCCGCUUGAGCGUCUUCCCUCGUGAAUUCCCUGAAAUUUGGAAGACAUACUUCUCAAACCCCACAGAUCGCAAGGUCGCCGACAUCGAUGCAAACAAGGCUAACCUCCGCCACACUCUCGGAGGGCUUCAGACAUCUUUGUUCAACAUAUACAACGCUAUUGUGCGGGCUUCUCCAGAGGCUCGCGAGGGGGUGCUUAAUUACUUCACCCUAGUCUGCAAAGUCAACCAGAAGCGUGCUGGCAUGAGGGUCGACUACAGGACCGUUUCUACAGACGGAUUCAUGAUCAAUGUCCAUGCCGUCCUUCUCAAGCUGUUUGAACCUGUCAUGGACGUUCAGUACUCCAAGAUUGACAAGGUUGAUACCGACUACUAUAUUCACAGCGAUCGCCUUGACAUCUCUGACGAGACCAAGAUCCGUGCGACUAAGGAGGAGGCCGAGCGAUAUUUCGAUGGCGCCAUGAAGACCGACACGAAGGCCAACUUCAUCUCAGACCUCUUCUACCUUCUGAAUAGCAUUUUCCAUCUGGGUCUGUGCAAGACUAUUGACACGCGCUCCAAGGCGGAGAAGAACAUCCAGCAGAUGGAGGACGAACUGAAGAAGCUCGAGGCUCAGCAGGCCGCGGUGGUAACCAACCCAACGGCUCGGGCUCAGGGUGAGGCGGGCAUCACGAAGCUCAAAGCGGACAUUGCUACACUGCACGCCUCUAUCCAUGCCUAUGACACGCAACUCCUAGACCCUGCUUUCACUCGGCUGAAUGUGACGUUCUGCGGCUUCGUCAUGACGUGGAUGUUGCGUCUCGUUGACCCCAAGCAUCAACAUCCUCAGACAUCCAUCUCUUUGCCACUGCCGGCGGAGGCGCCGAUACAGUUCAAGAUGCUGCCCGAGUUCAUUUUGGAGAACAUUGUGGAAUAUUACCUCUUCCUGUCUCGCUACAACCCUGACGCGCUUGAUAAGGCGGACAAGGACAUUCUCAUUGCAUUUGCCCUCACAUUCGUGUCGCCCACCUACGUGAAUAACCCCUUCCUCAAGGCGAAGUUGAUCAACGCUCUCGCCAACGGUCUGUACCCAGUGGGAUACUGGCGUCGCGGUCCUCUGUUUGACCAACUAAGCGUUCUCCCGCUGUCUACCGAGCAUCUCAUGCCGACCCUUAUUCGCUUUUUCAUCGAUGUCGAAAUGACUGGAGGGCACACCCAGUUUUGGGACAAGUUCAGCUUCCGCCGCGACAUAAGCCGCAUCAUCAAGAGUAUGUGGUCUAACCCUCUGCACCGUGAAGCGUUUGUUAAGUCGGCUCGGGACGAUGAGGAUCAGUUCAUUCGCUUCGUCAACAUGUUGAUGAGUGACACGACGUUCCACCUUGAGGAGUCCUUGACCCAGUUGGCCAAGAUCCACUCCCUCCGUGCUCGGAAGGAAGAUGCUGAGAGCUGGAACGCGCUGCCAGAAAAUGAACGUAACGACCUCGACAGCCAGCUUAGACAGUCAGAAAGUAGUGCUCCUUUCCACACAGCGAUGGGGCGCGACCACGCGGAGCUGAUGCGCGACUUCACCGCGACAACUAAAGAGCCCUUCCUGGUGGGCGAAAUUGUCGACCGUUUAGCUGCAUCUUUGGACGAAAAUCUCACCAACCUGGUGGGCCCGAAGAUGCAGGAACUCAAGCUAGUUGACCCGGAGCGUUUCUCCUUCAAACCGAAGCAACUGCUGGCCGCUAUCGCGCAAAUUUACCUCAAUUUGGGGGAUUCGCGUCCUUUUAUCAACGCGGUCGCCAUCGACGGACGCAGCUACUCGAGAGAGUUGUUUGAGCGAUUUGCUCGCGUACUGAAGAAUCGCGCGAUUAUGACGGAUGGAGAGGUGGCCGGCAUUGUGGCCUUCACACAGCGAGUUGAGGACGCCAAGGCCACCAUCGAGGCCGAGGAGGAGCGUGAAAUUCCCGACGAGUUCCUCGACCCUCUCAUGGCUACGCGUACGUUAAUUUGGGGUGUUGUGUGAGAACCUGUCGUGCUAACCUCCAGUCAUGAAGGACCCGGUAAUCCUUCCUGUGUCCCGCGUCACUGUCGAUCGCAGCACCAUUCGAGCAUCGUUGCUGUCCAAGGAGUUGGAUCCAUUCAACAAUCUCCCCCUCAAAUACGAGGAUGUUGUUCCUAAUACGGAGCUCAAAGCCCAGAUCGACGCAUGGCUGGCCGAGGCCAAGGUCGCUCCACCGGCGGAAGUCAUGGAUGUUGACGAGCUGUAGUCGGAUUCUGAGGGUCACUCGUAAC
Molecule: messenger RNA, 3585 nt
Organism: Cutaneotrichosporon oleaginosum
Lineage: Eukaryota; Fungi; Basidiomycota; Tremellomycetes; Trichosporonales; Trichosporonaceae
Biological process (GO): protein polyubiquitination
Cellular component (GO): cytoplasm; ubiquitin ligase complex; nucleus
Molecular function (GO): ubiquitin-ubiquitin ligase activity
Source: RefSeq, a predicted model, not a curated record